Messenger RNA from Homo sapiens (human), 2194 nucleotides. It is a transcript of the gene CERS4, whose product is annotated as ceramide synthase 4. The record is from RefSeq and is a predicted model, not a curated record. Gene Ontology annotation, cellular component: membrane; endoplasmic reticulum; endoplasmic reticulum membrane. The coding region runs from base 698 to 1882 and encodes 394 amino acids. The transcript has 14 exons. Gene Ontology annotation, molecular function: DNA binding; sphingosine N-acyltransferase activity. Gene Ontology annotation, biological process: sphingolipid metabolic process; ceramide biosynthetic process. Lineage: Eukaryota; Metazoa; Chordata; Mammalia; Primates; Hominidae.
GUCCCCCUCGGGGCUUCCCAUCAUGGCCGUCUCCCCGAGCUAUCCGCGCUCCCCCACGAGGGCCGGGGCGCAACGGGUGCCCGAGGACGCGGCUGUGAAACGGGCUGGAGCGAGUAGGGGCGAUCCUGGCCUCGUGACGCGGGGGAAUCCGGAUGUGUGAGCCGGGGGAGCGCCCCGUUUCCCCGACGUGCCAGGGCUGGGGACGCAGCUGGGGCCCUGGCCUCGGAGUCCGCAGCCCGGCCGCGUAGACGGCUUCUGAGAACCGCUUAAACACGUCAUUCCAAGCCCGAGCUAACCCAUCAGGCGGCCGGGGAGCAGCUGCUGUGAAUAAACACAGAAGUGGAGCUGGGGGACUGAUUAGAAGCCUCAUUCAGUGCACCUGGGCCCCAGCAGGCCCAGCCAGGCGUGGAGGAAGAGGCAUUGAGGACUUUCCUUACCUGUUUUUCCAGCUCACCCACUGCCAGCAGAGCAUGUCACGUGCUCCCGCCUGAGCCUCUGGCCGCAGGAAUCAGGUGACCCCAGGCAGCGGGCCAGGCUGCAGGGGCGGGAUCUGCUCCGUCACCCAGGCUGGAGUGCAGUGGUGUGAUCACAGCUCACUGCAGCCUCAAACUCCUGGGCUCAACCAGUCCUCUCACCUCAGCCUCCUGAGUAGCCGGGAUUACAGACCUCCCAGCUAACUGGAACCUGUGUCCACAGAAUGCUGUCCAGUUUCAACGAGUGGUUUUGGCAGGACAGGUUCUGGUUACCACCCAAUGUCACGUGGACAGAGCUAGAAGACCGGGAUGGCCGUGUCUACCCCCACCCCCAGGACUUGUUGGCAGCCCUGCCCCUGGCGCUGGUCCUCCUGGCCAUGCGCCUUGCCUUUGAGAGAUUCAUUGGCCUGCCCCUGAGCCGGUGGCUGGGUGUGAGGGAUCAGACCAGGAGGCAAGUGAAGCCCAACGCCACGCUGGAGAAACACUUCCUCACGGAAGGGCACAGGCCCAAGGAGCCCCAGCUGUCUCUCCUGGCCGCCCAGUGUGGCCUCACGCUGCAGCAGACCCAGCGAUGGUUCCGGAGACGCCGGAACCAGGAUCGACCCCAGCUGACCAAGAAGUUCUGUGAGGCCAGCUGGAGGUUUCUCUUCUACCUGUCCUCCUUCGUGGGCGGCCUCUCGGUCCUGUACCACGAGUCAUGGCUGUGGGCACCAGUAAUGUGCUGGGACAGGUACCCAAACCAGACUCUGAAGCCAUCCCUGUACUGGUGGUACCUCUUGGAGCUGGGUUUCUACCUCUCACUGCUAAUCAGGCUGCCCUUUGAUGUCAAGCGCAAGGAUUUCAAGGAGCAGGUGAUACACCACUUCGUGGCGGUCAUCCUGAUGACCUUCUCCUACAGUGCCAACCUGCUGCGCAUUGGCUCUCUGGUGCUGCUGUUACACGAUUCCUCUGACUACCUGCUGGAGGCCUGUAAGAUGGUCAACUACAUGCAGUAUCAGCAAGUGUGCGACGCUCUCUUCCUCAUCUUCUCCUUUGUCUUCUUCUACACCCGACUGGUCCUCUUUCCCACCCAGAUCCUCUACACCACAUACUACGAGUCCAUCAGCAACAGGGGCCCCUUCUUCGGCUACUACUUCUUCAACGGGCUUCUGAUGUUGCUGCAGCUGCUGCACGUGUUCUGGUCUUGCCUCAUUCUGCGCAUGCUCUAUAGCUUCAUGAAGAAGGGCCAGAUGGAGAAGGACAUUCGUAGUGAUGUAGAAGAAUCAGACUCCAGUGAGGAGGCGGCGGCGGCCCAGGAACCUCUGCAGCUAAAGAACGGGGCAGCUGGAGGGCCCAGGCCAGCCCCCACUGAUGGCCCUCGGAGCCGGGUGGCCGGGCGUCUGACCAACAGGCACACAACAGCCACAUAGCCGGGCGGGGCUGGCUGUAAGGGGUUGCCCCCCCGCCAGUGCCUUGGAUAUUUCUGGGGUGACUGGACUGGCGCCCCUGGGCCACCUUUCUGGAGACAGGGAGGGCCCCACCCGGGGUGGGUGGGAAGGCUGAUGAUCUGUCUCCAGCCCCUUCCUUCUGCCCACCCACCCUUCUUCCCUCUGGGCAACUGGACAGAUCUGGGAGCCAGCAGCUGGAUGCUGUGGCUGGCCAGAGACACCUCCAGGCUGUGGCCUGGGGGCUGGGGGGAGCCCCAGGCUGAAAAGGGUCCAAUUAAAACAAAUGGAGCCAAA